AUGUUAUCAAAUUCAAUAGAAGAUGGUAAUACAAUUGUUCAACGUUUAAAUACCAAUGAAAAACUUCAAUUUGUUCGUCAAAUGACUGAAACAACAAAUAAUUUAUAUUAUUUCGAUUUACAACGUCAACUCUGGCAAGAUUAUUUUGAUCUUGACAUAAAAGAAAAUAAAUGGGCACCACGAGUAUCAAAAUGUUUUGUUAAACAACAUUAUACAUGUCGUACAUAUGGGUUUCCUAAACAUAUAGUUGAACAACGUCUACAAACCAUCACACAACAAUUUCAACGUACAAUAAAUGAAUUACAACAAUAUAUAUUACAAUCAGAACAAAAUGUCAAACAUUGGCAGCCAUACAUUCAUCCAGCUAUUUUAUUCAAUGCUAUAAAUGAAUGUGUGAAAAGUGCUCAACAACAAUUAAGACAAGAAUUUGAUUAUAAAAAGAAAAUGUUAGCAUUAGAUUCAAAUGAUCCAAAACAAAUCUGGCAAACAACAGUAAGUAUAUUAAAAACAAAAGCACAAGAAGAAAUUCUCCGUAAAAGAAUUUUCUUACGACGAUUACCAAGUGCAUAUGAUAAAACGAUUAAUCGAUCCAUGGACUAUGUCCAACUGAUGCUUUCAAACCAAGUUCUUGAUAAAGAUCGACGUGCUAGUUUGGUAUCAAAUUAUUCAAAAACAAUUACACAAUAUAAAUUUGAUUUAAUGACUUUAAAUCUUGACACUAUUCAAAACAUAAUACGUGUUCAUCAACAACUACUUAUGGAUUUACGGAAUAAAUUGGUACUGUGUUGCAGUGAAUUAUUAAUUCAAGCAAUUG
Messenger RNA from Rotaria sordida, 814 nucleotides. The record is from the annotation of a GenBank genome assembly. Lineage: Eukaryota; Metazoa; Rotifera; Eurotatoria; Philodinida; Philodinidae.